GUGUUUCUGACCUCCUCCCGCCGCUGCUCCUCCUCAGGCUGUCCGACAGCAGAAUCAAGCCGCCUCUCGGAGCUCCAGACCCGGACACUCCGCCAGGAAACCCCGCUCCAGCCUCGGCACCGGGCGGCCCGGAUCGGCCACAUCAGGAUGUGGAUCUGGUAUUUUCUGCUCGGUUCGGGCUCGGUCGAUUGUCAGAUAUCUCCUGGAGGAAACUCUUCAUGGCGCUGCAGUGCUCCUGGAAGCUUCACGUGUGCUGAUGGAGAGUGUGUUCCAGCCGCAGGACAGUGUGAUGGGUAUCCGGACUGUGCUGACCGCAGUGACGAGCGUGGGUGCUUGAAGCUGAAGUCUAAGUGUGCGUCCACCUUCUUCUCCUGUGCUAACGGUGUUCACUGCAUCAUCGGCCGCUUCCAGUGCAACGGCUUCAGAGACUGUCCAGACGGCAGCGAUGAGGAGAACUGCACUGCACACCCGCUGCUAUGCUCAUCGCUGCGCUUUCACUGCUCCAACGGCCGGUGUGUGGACCGCAGCUUUCUGUGCAACGGUCAGGACAACUGUCAAGACAACAGCGAUGAGGAGAACUGCCUCACGACCGCAGAGUCUCCGAGACAGGUGUUUGGCACUCUGGACUAUCGUCUGCGCUAUUAUCCCAGCAUCACGUACGCAGUGAUCGGCAGCGCCAUCAUCUUUGUCCUGGUGGUGGCGCUGUUGGCUCUGGUGCUGCACCAUCAGAGGAAGCGCAGUGUUCUGCUGCCCCAGAGGGUGUACCGCGGCUCCUGCCACCAACCCCUGCUGCUGUCCCGACUGCUGAUAGUGGAGCGAGGGCACCUUCUUCACCCGUCUCGCUGUCCUGGAGCUCCAGCAGACCUGCCUCCAUCAUACUCACAGGCUGUACGGGACUCUGGUCGCCCUGUGUGGUUUGACCUCCCGCCUCCACCCUACCCUCCACCCGACAGAGAACCACCUGUAUAUGAGGAACCAGAGGAACCUGCAGAAGCUCAAACACAGACCAGCAUUACCAGUGUGGAGGAUACUCCACCAGCACCUCCAUCACCAGCACUUCCAUCAUCAUCAUCACCUCCAGCACCACUAUGAAAGACUCCAUGAUGAACACAUGAGCACUGCAGACACACAGACAGAACCAGUGGCUGAGAAUGAUGGAGGACCUAGACUUUGUCCAUCUCCAGAAACUCAAGCAUUAUGAGGAUCUCCAUCCAGCUGUUGAAGUUCAGAGUUUGUGUCUGAUGGAGACUGAUGAAUAUGGGCCGAUCACACCCAAUGUGCUUUUCUGUUUUGAUAUCGUGAGGCGGACCACAACCACUGAAUCAGCUGCGUAUUGUGCUGUUAUAAUGUAAUAUUUAAUAAUAUUGUGAUAUUCAGGAUAAGUCGAAACAGCAACCGCUAGUGUCUCCUGCGUGUUUAAAAGUCUCAGUAGUCGACUUGACAACACAAACACUGCUGUCACCUCAAUGCAAACACCGUCUCUGCUUUCAUUUGAGUGAACAAUGAAAAAAGAAGCCACUGAUAUAUCACGCUUCUCCUGCUCAGAGUUGAUUUCUUUUUCAACUGCAGGUGGUUAAAACACUAGAAAUAAGCAGCACGACAAGCGCUCGAGAUCAUCAGAAAACCAUUGAAAAAACACGCCUCUCAAAGCAAAAACUUCAUUCGGUGUGAUCAAGAAUCUGUCGUUAUGUUUAUAUAGUAGCUCUUCAUCAUGCUGUACUCUGCGUGAUGCUCUUCACAGCACUGAGAACGCUAAACUUCUCCUGUACACUCAAUCUGCAGCACUUGGCCUCUGCCAUAUAUGAUUAUGGUAGAUUCCCACCAAGCAAUUUUGAGUUUAUUAGACAUCCAAGCAUAGAUAUCUUGGCUAUAAUCAUCAAACAGACAGGCUAUAAACAUUAAAUAGACGUGUCUUCAUUUAUUCCUGUGCAUUUGAUGACUAGUGUAGUUUCGGGUCUUGUCUACUGUCAGAUUUUCACUGACAUCCCAAAUUUUAAAUUGAGCCAAUGAAGCUCGACUUGACUUGAAGUUUAGCCUCGUUUUAGCCAAGGCCUCUCUAUUUAGACAUCUAUUAGACUUCUUUUUAAGGUGUCUCUAUGAUAGCAGAUUUCCAUGAGCUGAUGAAGGAUUGGACUGAAACUGGAGAUGCAGGGAAGCAGGAAUGAGCUGGAGUUCUCAUUGGGGUUUCUCCUCAUCCGCUCACUUCUGUUUCUUUAAAAUUGGUGCAGAUGUUUAUCAUCAUGUCAGGUUUGUGUUGGAAAAUUAUAAGACUUCUCAAAUAAUCUGAGAGCCUAAAACACAAAUUUAAAGACAUUAUUACAGCAUUUGGUUGUAAAUACAACACUGCGCCAAAACAAACAAACAAACAAACAAACAAAUGUUUUCAAAAGUUGUAAAUAAACAAUAAAGAUUGUUUAAGUAUGUUUUAUAAGAAAA
This is a messenger RNA of Danio aesculapii, 2436 nucleotides long. RefSeq names its product low density lipoprotein receptor class A domain containing 3 (gene ldlrad3). The record is from RefSeq and is a predicted model, not a curated record. Gene Ontology annotation, cellular component: plasma membrane. Bases 148 to 1092 code for a protein of 314 amino acids. The transcript has 6 exons. NCBI's taxonomy places the organism in Eukaryota, Metazoa, Chordata, Actinopteri, Cypriniformes, Danionidae. Gene Ontology annotation, molecular function: protein binding. Gene Ontology annotation, biological process: receptor-mediated endocytosis.